AAACCUUCAGACAAAAAACUUCAGUCAUAUAUGAAAAAUUCAGUUCCUGCAAAUACACAAAAAAGCACGAAUGUUUGGUCCAAAAUGUUUAAAGAGUAUGUAAAUGACACACAUCCUGAAUUAGACCUUGAUACGUUGCAAGACAAAAUAAAAGUUGCAAGCCUUCUUUCUGAAUUCGUUGUCGAAGCAAGGACCCGGCACAACGCAGAAUAUUCUUCCGAUUCUCUAUAUGUUGGGAUUUGUGCGAUCAAUCGAUAUUUGCAAACGACGUUUAAGCAUGAGCCAAUCAAUAUUCACAAUGACUUUGAAUUUAAAAAAUUUCGCGAAAUAUGUGACGGUCGAAUGAAGGAGUUGGAGGAACUGUCAACGUAUAAAGGUGCUGAUCCCUUAACGGAGGAAGAGAUGAAAAUCAUUUUUAACAAUCCACAACUGUCACGCGACAACCCCAAGGGACUUUUAUACCGAGUUUUUUUAUGGAUUGGAUGUAUCACAGCAAGGCGUGGUGGCUCUUAUCACAAGUUGAAACUAAAAGAUUUAACUUUACGUGACGAUGGUGGAUAUAAUUUAUUUACUAUUCAUGAUAAAACACAUCAGGGCGGAUAUUUUCAUCAUCGACGAGCUCGUGACAAAGCUCAGGAACAAUCUCAUAUCAUACCACCUGAUGAGUCAAAUGAACUUGGGCCAAUCGCAGAUAUUAAUCUUUAUAUAUCAAAACGACCA
Ambispora leptoticha is the source of this 720-nucleotide messenger RNA. NCBI's taxonomy places the organism in Eukaryota, Fungi, Glomeromycota, Glomeromycetes, Archaeosporales, Ambisporaceae. The record is from the annotation of a GenBank genome assembly.